Messenger RNA from Aspergillus piperis CBS 112811, 1661 nucleotides. RefSeq names its product F-box protein. NCBI's taxonomy places the organism in Eukaryota, Fungi, Ascomycota, Eurotiomycetes, Eurotiales, Aspergillaceae. The record is from RefSeq and is a predicted model, not a curated record. Gene Ontology annotation, molecular function: protein binding. Bases 43 to 1557 code for a protein of 504 amino acids. The transcript is spliced from 4 exons.
CCCUAUCGUCCCUAUCGACGCCCACAAGGCGUACAGCCGAACAUGCCAAGGGCUCCCGAAGAUUAUAAUAGGGACCGACAAUGCAUACUUUGCGGGGACUUUUUAUACGACGCCAUGGGCGUGUGGCGUGCCCACUAUCGAGCCCUCUAUCAGACCUCCGGCUCCGUUGAACUGAGUGGGAUUGGCUACAAGGAGAGUCCUGGGCCCCUCAAGAUCCCCACAGACCCCGACAAGAGAUGGGACACCAUGGGGGACGAUUUCUGCACAAUGUCUGAACUCCCAUGUUGGCCACGGAAUCUUUUCCUAUUACAUGAGGUAUGCUGGCAGAGGUUGAUGGAGCAUAUCGCAGAGGACAAUGUGGAUUACAGUGACCUCUACGAUGUGUUCAAAAGACUUCCAUUUCCAGCUGGACGUGGUGUUUCGUCGUACUUCGAUUACAUGGAAGGGAUCGAGCCGUAUCAGGCACCUCUCCUUAUACAACUUUUACUAUCCACGCGAGAGCAGCCUAGAUGCGCAGCUGAAUUACAAAACAAGCUUAACCGAAGCUACAAUGCAACUGACUGCUUUAGACAGCUCCCUAUUGAGCUGAUCGAGUUACUUGCGGGCUAUCUUUCUACGCGGGAUUACCUCAACAGCCGGCUUGCCUCACGAUCCAUGGGCAUGCUCUUUCAUAAACAAGGAUUCUGGAAAACAAAAUUUGAUAUCAACGGAGAACGUGGGUUUUUGAAUUAUCUUGUGAAGGAGCAUCAAAAUCUGGAUUUUGAUGAUUGGCGACUGCUAUAUCACAGCACGUGUACUCUGCGAUGCAGUCGGUUUUUCGACAUAACGAUCCGCCUUUGGGAGACCAACCGAUGGAUCAGAGAAGCAGUAAUACGCAAGUCCAGAGGCACAUUAUCCGCAUCAUCAUUUAUGGACUUUGGUGGACGUGCAUUGCAGUCUUAUCAUAAUACCAUGUGGCCGGAGACCAAGUAUCGACAAACCGUCAAGAUUCCACCAGAUCUUGUAAAGAUCGGGGUUUCGGCCCUUACCGAGUGGGGCGAGCAGGCGGUUACCAUCCGAGGCCUUGAGUUGAUUCGAGCCAGUGGGCCGAGCAUACUUCUGGGAGCAAAGAUUCCCGGGUCGUUGGUGAUUGUUGAAGAAGUAGAUGACCACGGUGGUGGCCGACCUGAUUGGACUGAGGACCACACUUGGUACCGCUGCUGCCCGGGAACUGAGGUGAUAUUAGACGCGCAAGAACUCCGGGGCUUCAUGAUCACCAACACCGUAGCUGGGCGACUUACCCAUUUGCAAUUGAUCCGACAGAACGGUUUCUCGAAGCCUGUUGGCUUCUGUUAUCUCAAUGGCGCUAGUUAUGCAUUUCAGAUGGACGAUAUCGUCAACUUGGUGGUGGAGUUUGACGUGAAUAUGAACCUAAGACAAUUGGGCAUUCAGGGCUUUGGUAGUAAUCAAAAGGCAAGGGAUUGGGAUAGGGAUGGCUAUUACAAAAUCACCCGUGAUGAUGAUGAUGAUGAUGAUGAUGAUGAUGAUGAUGAUGAUGAUGAUGAUGAUGAGGACUGACCCAAUUCAUGGGAUAUGCUGUUGUCCUCAAUAGUGCUCAAUAGCAGACUACUUUGAUCAAGAGAAUAGGAUCCACCAACACAAGUCAAAUGCUAACAAUACAC